This is a messenger RNA of Labeo rohita (rohu), 4372 nucleotides long. RefSeq names its product low-density lipoprotein receptor-related protein 8. The record is from RefSeq and is a predicted model, not a curated record. Gene Ontology annotation, molecular function: protein binding; calcium ion binding. The transcript has 16 exons. Bases 1 to 2670 code for a protein of 889 amino acids. NCBI's taxonomy places the organism in Eukaryota, Metazoa, Chordata, Actinopteri, Cypriniformes, Cyprinidae.
AUGGAAAGAUGCAUUCUGUGUGAACAGCCCCUAAAAUCUGUCACUUACGAGGUUCCAUCAGUCAAGCAGACUUGUCCACCAGAGAAGUUUGACUGCGGAGGGAAGUGUGUGUCCCUGUCCUGGCGGUGUGAUGGUGAAAGAGACUGCGAAAAUGGUGAAGAUGAAGCGGACUGUGCAGCAGAUGCCAGGUCGUGCUCAGCGGGGGAGUUCCAGUGUCGUAACCGUAAAUGUUUAGCACCGGUCUAUGUGUGUGAUGGCGAUGACGACUGUGGAGAUGGCAGCGAUGAGGAAAAGUGCUCUCCACCGACCUGUGGGCCGCACGAGUUUCGCUGUAACAGCUCCGAGUGUGUGCCGCAGCCCUGGACUUGCGACGGAGACCCUGACUGUGCAGACGGCUCUGAUGAGUGGGCGGGGCGAUGCGGGGGCGGGUCUGGACGACCGGCUCCGCCCCCUACCCGGAGACUGCAGUGCGGUGCUGGAGAAUUUCGUUGCAGCAGUGGGGAGUGUGUGAAACUGGCCUGGAGGUGCGACAGAGACCCUGACUGCAAGGACAAGUCAGAUGAGGCAGACUGCCCUCUGCUCACAUGCCGACCUGAUGAGUUCCAGUGCGGAGACGGAUCCUGCAUCCACGGCAUCAAGCAGUGCAACAAAAUACACGACUGCCUCGACAAAAGCGACGAGGCUGGCUGUGUCAAUGCCACAAAGUGUGAAGGACCUCUGAAGUUCCUCUGUAGGAAUGGGGAAUGCAUUGACGGCAGCAAGGUGUGUGAUAAUGUGAAGGACUGCAAGGAUCGGUCGGACGAACCCAAGAAGGAGUGCAGUUUGAAUGAAUGUUUGCUUAACAAUGGAGGCUGCUCGCACAUCUGUGUGGAUCGUCCCAUCGGAUACGAGUGCCAGUGUCCAGCUGGCUAUAAGCUCCUGGACAAGAGGACAUGUGGAGAUAUCGAUGAGUGUGAGAACCCUGAUGCCUGCAGUCAGAUCUGCAUUAAUCUGAAAGGGGAUUUCAAGUGUGAAUGUCACCCGGGAUAUGAGAUGGACCCCGUAAGCAAAACCUGUAAAGCUGAGGGAAAAAGCCCAUACCUGAUGUUCACGAACAGGCACGAGAUCAGACGCAUUGACCUGGUGAAGAGGGACUACACACAGGUGGUUCCUACUCAGAAGAACGCAGUGGCCAUUGAUAUCGACGUCGCCGCCAACCGCAUGUACUGGUGUGACCGUUUUCAACACAAAAUAUACAGUGCUUACAUCCACGAGGCGAGCGACCCAUCUCGACACGUUACUCUGAUCGACUCUGAUCUGCAUUCCCCGGAGGGUCUGGCAUUGGACUGGGUCCAGCACAACCUCUACUGGACCGACUCUGGCGACAGAACCAUCUCUGUGGCUUCAGCGGAUGGCAGCCGGAGACGCGUGCUGAUCAGCACCGAUCUGAGCGAACCUCGAGCCAUCGCUGUGGAUCCCGAGAGAGGGUUCAUGUAUUGGUCUGACUGGGGCAUCAGGGCUAGGAUUGAGAAGGCUGGUAUGAACGGUGUAGAUCGACAGGUGUUGGUGUCUGAAGACAUUGAGUGGCCCAAUGGAAUCACACUCGAUGUGGUCGGUAAGCGUUUAUACUGGGUGGACUCAAAACUGCACCUGAUCUGCAGCGUGGAUUUAAACGGCGCCCAUCGCAGAGUCAUCCUGUCCUCCAGUGAGAGACUCGGCCAUCCUUAUGCCCUCGCUGUGUUUGAAGAUCGCGUGUACUGGACGGACCGUGAGAAGGAGGCCGUCUACAGUGCAAAUAGACUCACAGGACAGGAUGUGACCAGUCUCGCCGAGCACCUCAACGACCCUCAUGAUAUAGUGGUUUUCCAUGAGCUGAGCCAGCCUGUGGCUCCUGACAGCUGUAACCUGAGUGGCGUGACUAACGGAGGCUGUGACUUCCUGUGUCUGCGAGCUCCUCAGAUCAGUGAACACUCACCCAAAUACACCUGCGCUUGCCCUGACGGAGAGGAGCUCAGCCCUGACACACGCCAAUGUGAACCCGUGCAAAAUGAGACUGCCAUCACACCUACUGUCCCCAUCAACAUCACCAUGGAGACAGGGGCUGGCCGGGCACCAGAGUCCCCUGCAGCAGUGACAUCUCAGUCUGACAGCAUGGCUGAAACCACUCUCUCAUCACUCCUCACCUCCAGCCCAGAGGAACCGCCCGUCUCCUCUAAUACUACAGCAGAGCACAGUCCUACACAAGCAUCCAGCACCACACCAGACAGCCUGAGCAACCUGUCUCAUCACUCUGGCAAUGAGUUGUUUCUCCUUGGCCGUAAUCUGACAGUGGCAGUGCUUGGAGUUGUAAUUCCCAUAGUUCCUAUUGUUGCCACAGUGGUCUUCGGAGUGGUGUGUGCCGGCGUUUACCUCGUUUACCGCAACUGGAGGAGGAACAGCACCAAAAGCAUGAACUUCGACAAUCCCGUCUACCGCAAAACCACAGGAGAGACGGAGGAGGAUGAGAUUCAUAUCGGUCGGACUGACGGACUCACUGGCCAUCACCACCCUUACCCUGGUCCAGUGGUCGGCAUGACGCCAGUCGGUACGGGGACAUGCCCGCCAUUUAUCGCUCUGCCUCUGGGUACCGGUUUACCAGAUCCUGCCACACACUGGUACACAGAGCAGCCCACCAUCUCUAGUACUAAGUGAAAGGGAGGCAACUUUAGAAAUACUGUGACUGCAGGGAGCAGGACUGACAUGUGGCUGCCAAGCUAUGCAGGAACUGAAUGGCAUUUAGCGAGCUGAAUCAUUCUUAACAUGCCCAGGUUCUGAAGUAUGCUGGAGUGCAAAUGCUGGAUUGAUUACUAAACAAAAGGUUUAGACAUUUCAGACCCAUAUCCAUUUGGUCCAUUUUAAUCAUUUUAUUGCUGGUUGAAACCACCAGGGCUAGCCUUUUCAGAACUGUAUUAUAUAGAUUUAUCUUAUAAUCCUAGACAAACCUAGCACUGUAACUGGCUAAAUUUGCUACUUAAAUAUUGAAGCUAGUCUGUUGGACUAGACAUGUCCAGCACUUAAGCUAAAGCUGCAGAGAGAGAAACAAUUUCUGAUCCUUACUAAAGUUACUAACAUAGCUUUGUUUUAGUCAUCAGGUGUGUAUCCAAAAUUAACCAAUUAAUUACAAUUUAAAGUUAAAUAUAUUACAUCAUAAAGUAAUUUUUAAUAGGCUUUACAAAAAAUUAGACUCAAUUACAAAAGUAAAGGUCCUUGCACAGAAAGUCAGAAAUUUUUGCAUGUUAAAAAAUAAAUACAACCUUACAUUGUGUCAAAACUUUCGUCUGUCAUUAAAAAAUUCGGAUCAGGUUAAAUUUUCUGCAUUUUUUCACAUCUGUAGCAAGCAUUUUGCAAGGUGUUUUGACAAUUCAGAGCCACUGUGAUGUUCUGUGCAUGAUGAAUUUAGACAAAUAUGAAAAAAACGCAUACAAAUUUCAGAUUCGGUGUGUAAGGACCUUAACACUGCUGAAUGUAGAUCUUUGAUGGCUCAAGAGCAAACAAGCCAUUUUAACUGGUGUCAUUCUAGUUUUAGAAUUGUUUAAAAAUGACAAAAUGUAUAAACAGUUCAAAAAAUGUUUAAAAAUUAGCCAUAUUUCUAAAACUCUUCACCUGUAUCACAUAUUAUACAGUAUAAUUGUUUUACUUUAAUAAUCUUUGACCAGUUCCUCAUUAUAGACAAAACAACACAAGAUGAGUUGUUUAUGAAAACUAAGAUUCUGAAAUAAUUUUUGUUUUUUUUCUUUCUUGGCUAACAUCAACAUUCAUCCAUUCAAUUCCCAAUGCAUAAAAUCAAGCCCCGCCUUUUUGCCUCAUUAAAUAUUCGAACUGCAUCAAGAAAUAUGCCAUUACAAAAGUAAAAUGGGCUGCAAAUGUUGUUUCAUGUUAAUUUUAAUAAUAAUUAAUACUAGGAUGUUCAUUAUUCACAACAAGAAAGAUUUCAAUACAAAACAUUGACAAGCGUGAUAUUUUUUGUCCAUUUCAUCAGUGUUACUCAGUGUUAUCCAUGUUUUAUACGUGUGUUUACUCCAUAGAGAGACAUUCUAUAUUCAUCACCUGCAUGCAUAUUAAAAGCCAUUGUCCUUGAAUUUACACGACUGUAUUGUAAGGCUACGUCCACGUCUCUGCGGGGCUGCACCGCACUGCAGCUACAACUUGGCAAGACACUGAAAUUGGCAGAGUACCCUGGUUAGUGGAGCAAACCCUAGCGUAAUCACACCGAGUCAGAAUAGAUGUUACGAGGGUCAGCGCGAGUGCGUUACACAGCGGGGUCUCUUGUGGUUCACACAAGCUAGGCGUGAACCAGUGGUAAUUUAUGAAAUGUCACAGUUUAACACGUCUGUUUGUUAUUGGAGUCGUUGCA